Hyaloscypha bicolor E is the source of this 696-nucleotide messenger RNA. RefSeq lists its product as uncharacterized. The record is from RefSeq and is a predicted model, not a curated record. Lineage: Eukaryota; Fungi; Ascomycota; Leotiomycetes; Helotiales; Hyaloscyphaceae. The transcript has a single exon. Bases 145 to 540 code for a protein of 131 amino acids.
GAAAAAUUGGAGGCCAUGAUGGCAUCUGCGUUUCCAUAACGUCAAGCUCCAGACGGACUCUUUUCUGACGGUCCACCACCCUGGCACUUCUGCUCCCAAAACCUUGCGGGCUCCACUUGGGUGAGUUCGAGCUUGGCCUGUUGGAUGCUAGCCCUAUGUGCCUACCCACGCUUGCACAAAUGCCCCUGCCACCGAAUUUUCAUUUGCAUGUUUUUCACAGCCUUCUCUCCUGGUGCGUGCCAAGUGCAGAGCCAGCGCCUCCCAGAGUCCCAGAGCAAAGCGGGCCUUCCUCGACUCCUCUUCGCCUUCCAGCCUUCCAGCCUUCCUCCUCCCACCGACAUUGAUCCUGUGGACGAACCACAACACGACUCUAGCAAGUGGCAACCACUCAGCCAAAGCCCUCAACUGUGGUUGGUAGCCAGCUCCGUCAGGAAAACCAACCCGUUGCCGACUUGGAUGCACUUGCAACCCGCCAGUUCUCAUUCGCGAAGAAAGACCUCGCCGGGCACGACUCGCGAGCAAUGGAUUAGGUUGCCGUAAAGGCCUAUCAGGAGACUUGCAUCAUCAAGAGGCCUCAAAACGAUCGAUCGCAUCUGCCUUCAGUCCCUCCACACCCUUUCUAGAAGAUCUGGGACACCCAGACUUCGCCCGGUUAGAGCCUCUGACUCGUAGCAAUGCGCUCCCAUUUGCCACCCC